UCAAAACCCUCUUCUCUCUCGUUUAUUUUAACUGUUCAGCCAAAACCCUCUACUCUCUCUCUCCAAGCUCUUCCCUUGGUUGCUUCCUCUUCUCCGCUCCUGCCUCCUCCUAUUCGGCUUGUUUUUUCAUCGCAACAGAAUAUGACGAUUGACAAGAGUUGGAUGAGUGUGAAGGAUCGAUCAUCUGAUGAGUAUGUAGGAGGUGUGAAGGCAUUUGUUGAAAGAGCCAAGACUUACAUGAACGAGCAAGGUCAAAUCAGAUGUCCAUGUGCUGUUUGCUUGAAUCGAAAUCUCCACGAUUCGAGUACAGUUGAGCAUCAUUUGAUAGAGAAAGGUAUACAGCAUACGUAUACUAUUUGGGCAUACCAUGGGGAGUCUUACCCACCUCAAGAGUGUGAAAGUGAAGACUCUAUGGAUGAAGAGGAGAGUGAGACUGAGAGGGUUAAAUUGGCUGAUGUGUUGGGGGAAGCAAGUGAGGGUCUUACCUUAUCAGAUAAAUUGAUGCAUUUGAAGGCGUUUCAUCAGUUGAGUAAUGAGUCAUUUGAUGCGCUUGUCAAGUUGUUGAAAGAAGUUUUCCCUGAAGGGACGGUUUUGCCAGAACCUCAAUGUGAAACAGAGAGCAAGGCUCAGAGUAUGCAGAAGAAGAGGAAGAACAACAAGAAGAAGUAGGGAACGUGAGACUAUAUGAACCAUAUGAAUUAGGAAGGAUGCUACGUAGUAUUAGUAUUUUAUGAAUGUUAUCACAUCAUAUGAAUAUGUUUAUAUGUGUGGAAUUUUUAAAUGUCUAUAUUAAUGUUUUGCUAUGUGUUUUUA
Humulus lupulus (European hop) is the source of this 813-nucleotide messenger RNA. RefSeq lists its product as uncharacterized. The record is from RefSeq and is a predicted model, not a curated record. NCBI's taxonomy places the organism in Eukaryota, Viridiplantae, Streptophyta, Magnoliopsida, Rosales, Cannabaceae. The transcript is spliced from 2 exons. The coding region runs from base 142 to 669 and encodes 175 amino acids.